Trematosphaeria pertusa is the source of this 1355-nucleotide messenger RNA. RefSeq lists its product as uncharacterized. The record is from RefSeq and is a predicted model, not a curated record. Lineage: Eukaryota; Fungi; Ascomycota; Dothideomycetes; Pleosporales; Trematosphaeriaceae. The transcript has 5 exons. The annotation marks the transcript as partial.
AUGGCAGCGUUUGUUGCAGAUGCUGCGGUGGCCGCUGCACAUGUUGGUACGACAGUCCGUGCUUGCGGGCAUGUUGUUGCCUCGGGUGCGAAUGGAAAUGUGUCUCGUGACAACAAGAACGCAGCCUCUGCGCGUGGCAAGAGGAUCAAACGAGGCGCGAACGAGUCCGCGCACGAUACCAAAGCCUCUGUUUACACUUCAUGCGUGGACAGGACGCGCUCGCGGUUCUCUACCGCCCGCAGCCCUGCAAUUAAGAAACGGGACUUUGGAACCUCCCCAAACCCGCUGGAUUCUACCUUCGCGCAGAGUCAGACUUUCGUCGAAGAGACCGAUCCUCCCUUCACCUGGACGCAGUCUACAGAACUGACUCAGGUGCGAUCGAAUUCGGAGUCUUCGGUUCCUCCAGUUCCUCCAGUUCCGCAAUCUUCGGAGUCCUCGGUUCCCCCAGUUCUCCAUUCGGAGUUCGUGUUUCCCACACGGUCUCCCACACUUGUCCAACCUUCGGAGUCCUCAGUUCCCCCAGUUUCCCAAUCUUCGAGUUCUCAGGUAACCACCGUUUGGGGCGGCGACUCGGUUGCUACCUCGUUUGAGGUGCCGCCGCCUGCGACUUCAACGCCUGCGCCAACCACCUUCGAGAGCGUGAGCUCGACCGCGACCUUGACCAGCAGCUCCCCAGCGCCCGCGUCGUCAUCUCUGAUCGGCUCCGUCGCCAGUCUCCGGCCUACACCCACACCGGGCAAGUUCUCAGGACCCGUCGUCGCGGGUAUCACAAUCGGCGCUCUAGCCGGCUGGGCGCUCCUCUGUCUCGCCGUCUUCCUGCUCUACAAAUGGCACAGGAAGCGCGCCUCUCUCCCGCCCCCUGGUGUCCUUCCCGGCCCCCGUCGCCCCAUCCACAGCUCGCCGUACGGCAGUCAUCCCAAUGCUUCGUCCGCUUCGGGCGUGUAUGGCAGCCAUAUGCGGAAUCCAAUCUAUGUCGGCGGAGUAGGCAUCGAGAUUGAGAAGGACUCUUCGGCUGAAGAGGAGUCGCCCCGCCCGCCGAGUUAUCGUGCGUAUAGCACACCCUGCCCGAAGAGCAGGUACACGUGGUUGCCGAGCACUGUGAGUCCGAGUACGGUAACUGCGAAUGGGAGUCCGCUGCCGCGCAAGCAGCAGACAUCGCAGGACGUCGAGAUGCGCAAGCUAGACGCUGGUCGCCAGAAGGCAUACAACAUCCCGUCACCGCCGCUGCUGCCGGCCCCCACGUCGCCGCUGCCGGCGCCCCCGUCAUCGGCGGUGUACUCAAAACCGCCUGCUCCUCCCACGACACCGGCCACCAACAACGGGAGUGGGAAAGACAACGCCUCCUCACCUUUCAC